UUUAGUUCGACGUAGCGUUUUUAGAAACCGGAAGUCAAACAGCUUUGCUAACUAGAACCAAAAAUAUUUCUGCUAGUAGUUUAUUUCAACUGGAAACAUGUUGUCGAUAUUCAAAUCCAUUCCCACACACAUGGAUUAUAAGGGCCAGAAACUGGCUGAGCAGAUUUUCCAAGGAAUUAUACUCAUCUCUGCGGUGAUAGGAUUCAUCUACGGUCUGAUCAUUCAGCAGUUUGGGUGGACGGUGUACAUAGUAUUGGCUGGUUUUGCUGUGUCCUGUGUGUUGACCCUGCCUCCGUGGCCCAUGUACAGGAAGAAUCCUCUGCAGUGGCAGCCUGUUAUACCAGAGAGCAGCGGGGAAUCUCCCCAAAAGCCUCAAGAAGCCAGCAAAAGGAAGAAGCACAAAUAGGUCAAUAACCAUCCCUUACCUGGAUUUGAAGGGGUUUUUUUUAUACAAAGAACCAUCUUGAUGUUUGUCCCAACAGUUCACAUUAAAAACAUCCACAAAGUAAAUGUGUUGUCAGUAUGAAAAGAUGAUUUACGUAAAUAUUUGAUCAUGUCUGUUUAAUAAAUAGGGUUUUUUGAAA
Austrofundulus limnaeus is the source of this 584-nucleotide messenger RNA. RefSeq names its product signal peptidase complex subunit 1 (gene spcs1). NCBI's taxonomy places the organism in Eukaryota, Metazoa, Chordata, Actinopteri, Cyprinodontiformes, Rivulidae. The transcript is spliced from 4 exons. The record is from RefSeq and is a predicted model, not a curated record. Gene Ontology annotation, cellular component: signal peptidase complex; membrane. Gene Ontology annotation, biological process: protein targeting to ER. The coding region runs from base 98 to 406 and encodes 102 amino acids.